Messenger RNA from Saccostrea cuccullata (small rock oyster), 2274 nucleotides. RefSeq names its product intraflagellar transport protein 80 homolog. The record is from RefSeq and is a predicted model, not a curated record. Gene Ontology annotation, biological process: cilium assembly. Gene Ontology annotation, molecular function: protein binding. Gene Ontology annotation, cellular component: centrosome; cilium; intraciliary transport particle B. The transcript has 18 exons. Lineage: Eukaryota; Metazoa; Mollusca; Bivalvia; Ostreida; Ostreidae. The coding region runs from base 1 to 2037 and encodes 678 amino acids.
AUGAGAUUAAAAACUUCGUUACAGAAGGAACCUAAACAUAUCCUUUGUUAUACAAGAAAGUUCCAUUUGAUAAGCAAAUCAGGACGAGUUGAGAAAAGUGUAGAUGCCCAUAAAGGAGCGGUUUUAUCUGGACGCUGGAGUUAUUUUUAUUUUUCCUUGUUAGCUGGUGAAGAUGGACAAGUAAAAAUCUGGUCAAGGAGUGGAAUGUUGAGAUCCACACUGACACAAAACAGUAACACGGUUUAUGGUGUGGCUUGGGGACCCGAUUCAGACCAGGUUUUGUUUACAAAUGGGAGACAACUGGUCAUAAAGUCACUGCAGGCAAACGCCAAACCAACAAUGUGGAAGGCCCAUGACGGUGUCAUAUUGAAUGUUGACUGGAACCCUGUAAACAAUCUCAUUCUGUCUGGGGCAGAGGACUGUCGCUACAAGGUGUGGGAUACCUAUGGCCGUAUUAUGUACAGCAGUUCUGUCCAUGAUUAUCCCAUAACCUCUGUAGCCUGGACCCCUAACGGAGAACUUUUUGCUGUGGGAUCAUUUAACACACUCCGACUCUGUGAUCAGGCAGGGUGGUCAUACUCUCUGGAGAAACCUAACACAGGCAGUCUGUUUAAGCUGGCUUGGUCCAGUGAUGGUACACAGGUGGCAGGUGCUUGUGGGAAUGGUCAGGUGCUGAUAGCCCAUGUCAUAGAAAAGCGUUUGGAGUGGAAGAAUUAUGAGGCAGUGGUUGUAGGGAGCAAACAAAUCCAGGUGCGGAAUGUGAUGAAUGAAGCCGUGGAGAAGCUGGACUUUAGAGACAGGGUCAUCAAGGUCUCCUUGUGUUUUAAUCAUCUGGUAGUGGCCACAGCUUCACAGUGUUACAUCUACAACACCAAGAAUUGGAAUACUCCUAUGAUAUUUGAUAUGAAGGAAGGCAACAUAUCAUUGAUUCUUCAGGCAGAGAAGCACUUCAUGCUGGUAGAUAGUUCUAAUGUAUACAUCUACUCGUAUGAUGGACGAAUGGUUUGCUCUCCUAAAUACCCUGGCAUGAGAGCAGAUAUUUUGAAUUAUCAGACAGUUUCUCUCAGCAAUGAUACAGUGGCCAUCAGAGAUAAAACAGAUGAGAAAGUCAUAUAUGUCUUUGAUGCACAAAAUGGAAAACCACUAGGAGAUGGAAAACCAAUCACACACAAGUUGGAGGUGAUGGAGAUAGCUCUAGACCAGUGUGGUCCCGCCACUGAGAGGAGACUGGCCAUCAUAGACAAGAACAGAGACCUCUAUCUGACCUCAGUACGAGUGUUUGGGACUGAGAGAAAGUCCAAUAAAUUAGGAAACAUGAUCCAAUCACUGUGUUGGAAUGACUCGGCCAACAUGUUAGCCGCACUGGCUGAUGGCAAGUUCACAGUAUGGUACUACCCCAACACGAUUUAUGUGGAUCGUGACUUAGCCAGCAGAACUGUGUUUGAAAAAGAAGCAAGUGAGUUUGGUAAGAAUCCACAGCUGUUGAAUUUUAUCGGUAACCACAUCAUCAUUCGUCGGGCCGAGGGUUCUCUGGUCGGGACGGGAAUCUCUCCGUACCCCGCAAUUCUACACAGCUACGUCCAAAACUCACGCUGGGACGACGCCGUGAGACUCUGUCGAUUUGUUAAGGAUGAUGUAUUGUGGUGUUGUCUGGCGGCCAUGUCAGCUUAUGCUAAAGAACUGAACACCGCAGAAAUUGCUUAUGCAGCCAUCAAGGAGGUAAAUAGUGUACAGCUCUACAACUGGGACAGGGCCCUAGAGUUGGCUGUCAAACAUAAGACACAUGUAGACACAGUGCUCGGCUACAGACAAAGGUAUCUAGAGAGGUUUGAGAAGAAGGAGAAAAACAAACGCUUCCUACAGUACAGUGAAGGGAUUGAGAUUGACUGGGAGAAGAUAGAUGCUAAAAUAGAGAUGGAAUAUCAGAAAGAGAGAGAAAGGCCUGAAAGAACACCAGCGCCCUCUGGAGCGGGAAUUAGUGACAAACCCGAGAGGUCAGAACGCCCGCGGGGACGUUCACAGUACUCCGGACACUGACCGCUACCGAAUCUCUAGGGUUAUUUAUAUCUGUGAUACAUUUAUUUAUGUUCUGACAUUUUAAGUUAAGAUCAGUGAAACGUGACAUGAUCAUUGCUUCUGAGCUGUGACUAUAACAUUUAGUGUAGAACGACGACAUCUUCAUUCCGUCCAAGGUCACACACAGCUGGUGUGUCCAUCUAGGAUUUUUAAGAACAAAUACUUACUUAAAAAAGUAAUAAAAGAAUGAAAGCACAA